Molecule: messenger RNA, 402 nt
Organism: Mya arenaria
Lineage: Eukaryota; Metazoa; Mollusca; Bivalvia; Myida; Myidae
Exons: 4
Coding region: 1-402 (133 amino acids)
Source: RefSeq, a predicted model, not a curated record
AUGGACGUGAAGAGGAGGCGUCAGAUGGCAGCGCUGACAGAAGGGCCACUUCUGGCAUAUAUCUACGGGGUGACUCCUCCAAAGUUCAAUGAGCAGGAGGAGAAGAAACAAGUCCAUCAUCUUUGGUGCUGCACCAAACUGCCAAAACAGCUACAUGUUCAUCGUUUGCAGUUAUGUCAAUUUACGUCCAACAUAGUGUUUCCUGCAAUGUCCCAGGGGGCUGCCAUGAUUCCAAAAAGUACAACACCAACUGCAGCAAAAGUGACAAGAGUUUCCAAGAUUCCAUCUACAAGCAACUUGAAAAGACUUCUUAAAUGCCAGAGUGUGCUCUAUGAGCAAAUAUUACAUCAACAAAAACUGACAAUCGACUGUCUCCUUUAUUACAAUUUAUUUCAUGAAUGA